AUGAUUGAACAAUAAGAAUAAUAAGAGAUCGAAUAAAACUAUAGUAAGAAAUAAUAAAAUGAUUGUCUUGCUAUUAUUGAUCCUAAUUUAAAAUAUAAUUACAACGAUUUACAUCCUACACAACUUCAAACAUUUCUAGGAAGUUUAUUAUCAGGUAAAAUAAUAAAAUCAAGUCUUACUAACAACGAUAUUUUGUACUGGUGUAGGAAUCAAACUUAGAUAACAAAUUAAUUUAUUUUAAUGGUUCAUUAUGCUUAUUAUAAUCAUUUUCCAUUAAGAUUUAGUCCAGAUGACAUAUAACUAUUAAUAAAUUAAGGAUUCUGUGCUCAUAUAAAAAAUAAUGCUGAAUAUUUCAGAAAAAAGUUUGUGUAGCAUGAAGGAAAAAUGAAACUUAGUGUAUUUGUGGAAUCAGAAGAUAUUAAUACUUAUGAUUGGGAAAGUAUAAUUAAUAAUUUUUCAAAUCAAAUUAAAGCAAAUAUUCCAAAUGAGAAAUAUAAACUAUGUGUACAGAAGUAUUCUACAACAAAUUAAAUUUCUAAAACUUGUUAUGAGGUAAGUUUAAUGGAUGCCAUGAAAAAAUAUUUUGAAUAUACGAUGGAUUGUGGAUGUGGAAUAUCAAAAAUUAAAUUAUUAGGGACAUUAGAGGAUUGGGAAUGCUUAAGAAAAAAUGCUGAGAAAUUGUAAGAAUUUGAAUUAGGUGAUUGGUUAGAUAGGAUAUUACCAAUUUUAGAUUAAUUCAUCAAUUUAUAUAAAGGAAAAAUUGAUUAUGCAUUUUGGAAAGAUAUUUAUAGAUAUUAACCACCGUAAUCACCACAGUAUGAUCCAACACCUCAAUAUGCAACAGGUUGGAUUACUAAUUUCUUCCCAUAUAGAAUAAAUGAAAGUGCUGAUAUAUAUGAUCAAGAGAACAAGUUUGUCAAAAAUUAUUUUUCGAAGUCUUUAAAAAAAAAUUCCUAAUUUUAAGAAAAAUAAAUACCGACUGGAAUAUCAUAAGCCCAAGUAAUACUUUAAAAUAUAAGAACUCAUGUAACAAUGAAUCUUAAAUUUAAUGCUGGAUUUUUUGGUGUAGCUAAAGAUUAAGAUGGAUUUCUUUAUGCUUAAUAAGGAUGGGCCAUUGCAGAAGAGAAAAAAAAGAAAGAUUUUUUUUCAUUUUGA
Molecule: messenger RNA, 1155 nt
Organism: Paramecium sonneborni
Lineage: Eukaryota; Ciliophora; Oligohymenophorea; Peniculida; Parameciidae
Source: the annotation of a GenBank genome assembly